CACACGUGGCCAACCUUUCGCGUGUUUUAAUGCUUUUUCACUGCAGGUUCAUGUGUUGAGACCAACCUUAUAUGGACUGAUCGGACAAGCGGAUUGUCCGAAAAGCUGGUGCAGCAACUUUUCCCUGCAUAUUCCCCCCCCACCAGAAUAUGUCGUUGACCAACACAAAGACGGGCUUUUCUGUAAAGGACAUUUUGGACCUUCCUGACACAAAUGACGAAGAAGGAUCUAUCACCGGAGCGGAGGAAGACACGGAGGGAUCGGAGACCACGUCCACGACAAAAAACACUGGAGUUUUGGUGCAAAGUCCUCUAGAAAACGUUCAAAAUCUGCCUUUAAAGAACCCCUUUUAUGACAGUAGUGACAAUCCUUACACACGAUGGCUUGCUACUACGGACAGUAUUCAAUAUUCAUUGCACGGUCUAUCCGCCAGCUCUCAGGACUCGGCCAAGUCCCCGGAGCCGUCCGCGGACGACGAAUCGCCGGACAACGACAAGGAAACUUCCAGCAGCGGCGGCAGCGACUCCGGCAAGAAGCGGAAAAGGAGGGUGUUGUUUUCCAAGGCGCAGACCUACGAGCUGGAGCGCCGCUUCAGGCAGCAGAGGUACCUGUCAGCCCCGGAGAGGGAGCACCUGGCCAGCCUGAUCCGCCUCACCCCGACCCAAGUGAAGAUCUGGUUCCAGAACCACCGGUAUAAGAUGAAGAGAGCCCGGGCCGAGAAAGGUAUGGAAGUGACCCAUCUCCCUUCUCCCAGGCGGGUGGCCGUGCCCGUCUUAGUCAGGGAUGGAAAGCCUUGUCACACUCUUAAAGCUCAGGACUUGGCGGCCACUUUUCAGGCCGGGAUCCCCUUCUCGGCUUAUAGUGCCCAGUCACUCCAACACAUGCAGUAUAACGCGCAGUACAGCGCCGCGGCCACGCCACAGUUCCCCACAGCACAUCACUUGGUGCAAACGCAACAGUGGACUUGGUGAGAGAAAUUAUAGAGACUUGGCUUGGAGGCACGAUAGGGAGUUUCACCACAAAGCAAAGAAAAAAAAUAAAACACAAAAAACAAAAGACUUUUCAUUUUUGCAGCUUGACUCAUAUAUAUACUACCAUUUUUAUUCGGGGCUCAUGUGUGCGCCGUGUUUACAUGUUUUCGUUAAGAGAACUGGGUCCGAACCUCUCCCUUAUAGAUUUUAUUAAGAAUGUCAAUGCUCUUCUUGUGAAAAUUUUUUUGUAAAGUAUGUUGUGUGUUGGUUGUAGAGAUGUUUUCCUCUUUAUUUUUUUUUCUUUUGUCCCUUCGUGUUAUUAUCAGCACGUACGAACCACUUUAUAAUUAUAGAAAUUUUAAUUUCUUGCUUCUUUUAUGGACCGAAAAAAAUAUUUAUGGCCAUGAAUAAACACUGGCAACUUUGCAGCUAUUUUCCCUUUUGU
Molecule: messenger RNA, 1416 nt
Organism: Epinephelus fuscoguttatus (brown-marbled grouper)
Lineage: Eukaryota; Metazoa; Chordata; Actinopteri; Perciformes; Serranidae
Gene: nkx2.2a
Product: NK2 homeobox 2a
Exons: 3
Coding region: 150-971 (273 amino acids)
Biological process (GO): regulation of transcription by RNA polymerase II; cell differentiation
Cellular component (GO): nucleus
Molecular function (GO): RNA polymerase II cis-regulatory region sequence-specific DNA binding; DNA-binding transcription factor activity, RNA polymerase II-specific
Source: RefSeq, a predicted model, not a curated record